Salmo salar (Atlantic salmon) is the source of this 6301-nucleotide messenger RNA. Its product is annotated as La ribonucleoprotein 1, translational regulator. The record is from RefSeq and is a predicted model, not a curated record. Gene Ontology annotation, cellular component: cytoplasmic stress granule; cytosol. Gene Ontology annotation, biological process: positive regulation of translation; mRNA stabilization. Gene Ontology annotation, molecular function: RNA cap binding. Lineage: Eukaryota; Metazoa; Chordata; Actinopteri; Salmoniformes; Salmonidae.
CGCGCACCCUUCUAUCGCGUGGUGGUGAUCAUCCAUAUUGCUGCUAGUGGUGAAGUUUAGCUUGUAAUUUAGAAGUGGCUCUCGGGCGCUUUUUAAAUGUUUUAAUUCCACACAAACCACUCUGCGUCUUAGACUGAAUGCUAUUUAGUCUAGGGGUGGAGUGGAGAAAGGAGUUCAUUCGAGGAAUACUUCACAUUUUCUUUCUUGAGUAGUAGGCGAAUUUGGUGGUAUCGUGAGGAAAAGGAGAAAUGGCUACUCAGGUAGAGACUCUCCUACCCAACACUCCUCUUAUUAAACCAGAGGAGAAUGGGCAUGCGAGCAAGAUGAUACAGCAUGGAGAGGAUUGUGCUGAAAAGGGUGUGAAGCAGACAUGCGUUUCCGACGAGGGUAACGUUAGCAAUAUGAAAACAAACAACUCGGAACAGGGUGGGAUUGCAACGAAGGAGCUACGCUCUAAACAGGCAAAAGAAGAGAGUAACAAUCAAGAGAAAGACACCCUGGAUCAAGAGAAGCACACGAUUGAUCAAACGGAAGACUGUUUGAAAUGCAGUAAAAAUGAGUUUGCUGAAGCACCCCCGCCCAAGGUGAACCCAUGGACUAAGAAAAAUAAUGCGGUGACCGUGGUCAGCCUGAAUGGACAAUCACAUCAUGAGCCGCCACCCACAACAGGCCCAGCCAAGGUGGUGAAGGCCCCAAACCCCCGGCCUCGGAGAGGAGAAAGGGUUGGAGAUUUUGGUGAUGCUAUGAAGUGGCCAACCCCAGGGGAGAUUGCAACUAAAGAAACGCAGAUUGAGGUUGUGAAUCGGACUGUGUCAUGCCCCAUGCCCGUCAGGCAGGUCAGAGAAGUGGGCUCCACACGGAGAUCCCCAGCCCCCAAGAAGCCUGUGGUGAAGAAAGAGUUGAAGGAGAAGCGUGACACCAACGAGGAGAGCAAGGAGAACCAGAAUGCGAAGUCGGACGACUCUGGAGAGGAGAAGAACGGCGACGAGGACUCUCAGAAGAACAGCGACGAGGACUCUCAGAAGAACGGACAGAAGAAGAAAGGAAACAAGCAUAAGUGGGUGCCACUUAUGAUCGAGGUGAAGUCUGAGGGGCCCAGAGAGCGCUCAGCCUCAAGGAACAACACCCGUCAGAACGAGGUGCCCAGGAUGCCCCCCAACAGGAAGAACGACCUCAGAGACUGGUACAGAGGGAAGUACGAGCGUGAAUGGAGUGACGACCACGAUGAGGUGUCCAGCGUGAGGAGCGAGGGUGCUCCCUUCCGUGCCGGGUUCCGGGGUCAUGGCAGGGGCCGGGGACGAGGCAGAGGCUCUAGAGGUCACUCUGACUACCAUUAUGGCUUCAAGGCCUACAACGGGAAGGACGGCGCCUACGGACAGAAGUUUGGUGCUCCAGUCACCUAUUACUACAACAACAUGAGCAGCAAUGACCUGUACACAGUGGACCAGGGCCUGCUCAAGGACUAUGUCAAAAGGCAGAUUGAGUACUACUUCAGCCUUGACAACCUGGAGCGGGAUUUCUUCCUGCGCAGGAAGAUGGACCAGGAGGGCUUCCUGUCACUUGGUCUGAUUGCCAGCUUCCACAGGGUGCAGGCCCUCACCACUGACGUCAACCUCAUUAUAGAGUCUUUGAAGGACAGCAAAGAGGUGGAAAUAAUUGACAUGAAGAUCCGUCGGAAGGUGGAGCCGGAGAAGUGGCCACUUCCUGGCCUGUCCAUGGGACCGGCCCACAACCAGGUGGACCUGACCCAGCUCAUCCACUGCCCUGAGUUCGUGCCCCGGCAGAUGCCCACUAAGCAGACAGAGUCUGCUCCAGGGUCUCCCCGGUCCUCCACGCCCACCAGGGGCAUGACCAGGGCCUCCAUGCAGCCCAAGAUGGAGCAGGACGUGUCCAACCUGAAGAGCAUGCCCAAGGGACUGUCAGCCAGCCUGCCCGACCUGGACUCUGAGUCCUGGAUUGAGGUGAAGAAGAGACCCAAGCCCUCCCCGACCAGAACCAAGACCCCUUCGUUGCAGCAGAAGGAAGACGCUCUCUCCCCGGUGCCAAAGGCAGGCCUCAGCCUGGUCCCCUCUGCCGCCUCAGCCAAGGAGGAGCAGGAUGAGCCCGAGGAGCUGGACUUCAUGUUUGACGAGGAGAUGGAGCAGAUGGAUGGCCGCAGGAACACAUUUACCGACUGGUCCGAUGAGGACUCGGACUGCGAGAUCGCCGACAACGACGUCAACAAGAUCCUCAUUGUGACACAGACACCGCCCUACCUGCGCAAGCACCCAGGGGGUGACCGCACAGGCCACCACACGUCGCGCUCCAAGCUGACCAAUGAGCUGGUGAAGGUGAUCAACGACGGCCUGUACUACUACGAAGCGGACCUGUGGGAUGACAACUACGAACCCGAGUACGCCACCAUCAAGCAAGAGGUGGAGAACUUCAAAAAGGUUCACCUGAUCAGCCGAGAGGAGUUUGACUGCCUAACCCCAGAACCCCCCGUCGACCCCAAUCAGGAGGUGCCCCCUGGACCCCCAAAGCCCCAGCAGAUUCCCGUAGACGCCUUGGCGAACAAACUGUUCGGUGCCCCUGAGCCUUCCACAAUAGCACGCUCCCUCCCGACUACUGUACCUGACUCGCCCAACUACCGCAUUGCCCGGACACCCCGCACGCCUCGCACCCCGCACCGGAAGGACCCAGCCAUGACGCCCCGUUUCUACCCUGUUGUGAAGGAGAGCUGGCCCGUCGACGCCAAGACCCCCAGGAAAAGGAAGACCAGGCACAGCUCCAAUCCCCCCAUGGAGUGCCACGUUGGCUGGGUGAUGGACUCGCGGGAGCACCGAUCUCGCACCACCUCCAUCAGCUCCAACGCCAGCCCCUCAGAGGGUACACCUGCAUUGGGGGGAAUUGGCUGCACCCCUCAGUCGCUCCCCAAUUUCCAGCACCCCUCCCACGAGCUGCUCAAGGAGAACGGCUUCACGCAACACGUUUAUCACAAGUACCGUCGACGCUGCCUAAACGAACGCAAGCGGUUGGGCAUUGGCCAAUCCCAGGAGAUGAACACACUGUUCCGUUUCUGGUCGUUCUUCCUGAGGGAUCACUUCAACAGGAAGAUGUACGAGGAGUUCAGACAUCUGGUGGUGGAGGACAGCAAGGAGGGAUACAGGUACGGUUUGGAGUGCCUGUUCAGGUACUACAGCUACGGACUGGAAAGGAAAUUCAGGCCAAACAUUUUCAAGGACUUCCAGGAGGAGACCAUGAAAGACUACGAAGCUGGCCAGCUGUAUGGACUUGAGAAGUUUUGGGCAUUUCUUAAAUACUCCAAAAACAAGAACAUGGGGAUCGACCCCAAGCUGCAGGAGUGCUUGAGCAAGUUUAAGCGUCUCGAGGAUUUCAGAAUCGAUCCCCCGAUGGAGGAGGGAGGCCGCAAGAGACACUCAUCCAGCGGAGACGGUCGCCGCCACCACCCCUCCCAGGGCUCCAGCCGCCCCCACAGCCAAACUGGCUUCGGCCCAGCCCAGUUCGCCCAGGGCCCCACCAGGGAGGAUGCCAAAAUCAGCUGCCAGAGCCAGCGACCCGCAGCCCAGGCCUCGGCAACCGCAUCAGACGCCCAGCCACCAAAGUAACCCCAGACAACCCUCAGCCACUUGGAUCAACUCAACGUCAUUAAAUAUUUUCGGCGCCGCAAGAAUGAGAGAAUGGCUUUCUGACGAACGGCUUGUGAUUGAAUAAGUCAAGGCUCUUCCAUUUUGAUUUAUUUUGUUUGAAACACCCAGCGUUUUGACUUAUUAGAGACGAAACUGAAUGACUAUUGAAGGAGUGGAUGAAGUAUUUUAUUUUGCAAACCUUGGCAUAUAUUCUUCCGUGGUUACAAUGUGGGGAAUGGACAUGGUUUCUGAGGUCGUUUGAUGGCAACUGCGAACCUUGUGAUUCCUUUCUAUUGAUGGACCCCCAUUCCACUUGACACAUCUAGUUGGUGGAUUAGAAAUUGAUGCUUUGAAAUAUACAUAUUUAACUUGUUUUUGCGCGAGAGAGAAAUAGAGGGAGAAAAAAUAGAUGAAAAAACACAAACCAAAUGAUUUAAAAAAAUGACUUGUACCGAUCCCUCAGUAUGAACAAGAUCAUUGAAAGUUGCCUUAUUUUAAUGUUUUUUCUGCUUUACUUGUGCCCGCCACCGUGAUGUCGAUUGUACAGCAUUGAUAAUUGCAAAUAUGCAACAUUGGUCACCACCUACAGUAGUGGCCACUCAGUGACUCCCUGCCUGCCAAACAGUUUUGAACACAACCUGCUGAACUGUCUUCCAAGUGUCCUAAAGCCUACCCCUUCGCCCACACCUCAGUGUGUUUGCAAUUUGUGGCUCUUUGUGCUAAAAUGCUUUUGCUGGGGGGGGCGCAGCCGCUCCUGACAUCCCCCCACAUCUAUCCAUCCAUCAAUCACCAUUGAGGCUACAGGACUGGAAUCACCAAUCUGGAUUACUUGAAGAAAAAAAAAGAGCGGAAAGGUUUAUCAGUAGAUCUGGUGUGCUGCGGUGGUUGCUUUGGGGAGAUGUGUGGUGGGUUAUGUUUGGGGGUUGUGGCCUGCUUUCCAGGGCUAAACAAGGCAGGGUUUCAGUCUGCAGCUUAGCAUGGCCUUUAACAUUGCAUCCCACCACCGCUUCCACACACACACCCCUCAGUAUGUUUUUUUUCCAGAGAGCCCUGAACCCAACCCACCUUCCCAUGAACAGCUGACUACAGUCAGAUAAACUAUAAUAAUCUGGUGUGGAUAACAUCAUCUUUAUCCGACAGAGGACUGAUGGUAUCAAAUAUAUGAGUGAUUUAAAAUUUUUCUUCACUAAAAUGUGAAUGGGACAGAACUUACACCUCCCGGCUACUUGUUUUAUUGUUUAUAGAUCAGUUUAUAUAUAUUCGCCUUACAUGUGUACAUACUUUUUAUUUUAAAGGGUCUGAAAUUCUAAUGCUUUUUUAUUUGCUGUGUUUCUAGCUAUGCUGUGGGUAUGUCUCAGUAUUGCUAUGCAUUUGUUGAAACCUCUGGACUUUCAGAAAUGGGAACAUAGUACAAAUAAAGGGAGGGACAUUUACAUUCGGUCGUCAACUGACAUUCAAUGCAACAACAAAUCACACAUUUCCAGAACAAGUUCAUUUUCAAAACAUAGCUAAUUUGCAGAAUUUAAAAUAUUUUUUAUGAUGAAUUCCGUUUACAAAUUGCAUGAUGUGAAGCACUAGUGUGUGUGUUCAUGCCACGGCAAUUCAAACUUUCCACAAAUCAUAUCAUGAGCCAAAGUCAAAAUAUUCCCCCUAACUAGUUAUUGAUCAGUGUAAUGGUCCUCUUUAAUUAAAUAUCAAUUGGCAUAAAUAAGAGUUAUAACUGUUCCUUCUGCUGGAGGUUGAGAAGUGAUUCAUAUUCACAGGUGGUUCUGCUGUGUUAAAAUUUAAAACAAACAUGAAGACAAUUGGACAUUCUAUUUUCAUUAACUGUCAUUGUUGAAAAAGUUGAGUUUCACGAGAAUUAACUUUCUUUUUAAGCUUUUAUUCCCUGUCUUGUGGGUUUAACUCAAGGGAGCUGUGAGUCAAUUGAGUGGGCUUAUAGGCUUGAUUGAAUCACUCAAAUUGUUUACUCAAGGAAUUAAAGACAAAUUACUUUCCGAAUGCACCCCCAGUGAAUGUGACCUAUGGGUGUGUGUGUGUGUGUGUGUGUGUGUGUGUGUGUGUGUGUGUGUGUGUGUGUGUGUGUGUGUGUGUGUGUGUGUGUGUGUGUGUUUCCCACUCGUCCUAGACCAGGAUAGAGGGGACAGGUAAGACCUGUCCUUUGGGGUCCAGUCUAAUCGUUAGCAUAGUGCAUCAAACCCUGUGGGUGGAACAGUUGGUGCUCCAAUGAACUCAGCAGAGACACCAGGCAUGGCCCCCUAGCGUCAGAUGGACUGGGCCGGACACUGGAGAGAAAGAGGGGAAGGGAGGACGUAACCCACUUUGGGUUUGUCAAUAUUCAGAGGUUAUGAAUGGCGAUAUCGUCUGGGGACUGAAAAGGACACAAUUCCAUAAAGCCAUAUAAAUAAAAAUAGCUGUAUAUGAACCACACAUUUUGUAAUAGUUCAUUACCAUCACAAUAUCCUAGGCUUGUCAUCAGGGGGGGAAAAAGAAUACAAAUAAAUGUAAAAUACUUGAAUGAGAUCUUGUAUUAUAGCAUUUAAUAUCCAUAAUAUCUGCUUUGUAGGCUGUGAUUCGCUAUUAGUGUUAUUUGUAGUAAUUGUGCUUUUCCUUAUAUAUAUAUAUAUUAAAAAAAAAAAACAUUAAAUGGACAAAAAAAACUUCAACACCAA